AUGAAAGCUGCUGCUUCUGUGCAACAUGCAAUUUCAGCCACUGAUCUUGUCAUUGAGGAUGACAUUAUCUUGAAGGACAAGCUCGCGGCGUCUGUCGAGCCAGAUGAUGCAUCUGUCGUUCCCGUAUACGUCGCGCCGCCGACCGCCGAGGACGAGGCCAACUUCUCGGCUGCCACAAGGGAACUUGUGGACCUGGAGUCGCCGAAGAGGCCUGCAAAGACCGUUCAUUUACCGCCCGAGCAUGUUCAGGAACAGCGGUAUCGCGAGCGAAAGGAGGCGCUAGAGGAGGAGCGGAGGAAGUCAGAGGCUGACAGGCCACUCCGACCUUCGCAUCUACAGAUGCAGGCAGAGCUGGCGUCCUCACCUUCGUCUACCGUUGGCGCGUAUUCUGCUGCGACACCUUUGCCGCCGCAGGAGUCACCAGACACUUCGCCAGACUCGGAGAAAGCUGCCGAGGAAAUAGUGCCGCCGCCGAAAGAUCUGCAACCAUCGCCUGAAGCGCAACGUGCAAAAGACCAACACGAUCGGCUCUUAGCUGCGCAGAAGGAGAUUGCGCGGAAGGACGCGAUGGGCAGUGAAGCUACGCCUGAUGAUCAGUUGAACUGGGAGGCUCGCGAAGCAGCUGCCCGUGAAGCGGAAGAGCAGUCAGCACGGCAAGGCAUCAGUGGUCUUGAGGCAGACACCACAAAUGUCAACGAGGGAACGCAGGCGGAAGAGGUCAUUCAGGAGAUGCAGGUUGAUGCAGCAGUGCAGUCUCUAGCCGGGUCACAGCCGAGUAAGAAUGAGACACCGCGUUCGCAAGUACACGAUGAUGGCGCUGCGUCCAAGCAGCGUGCGGUUGAUGACGACAACGACAACAUUACUGUCACACCGCGAGUCCGACCGACUCCGAUCGAUACCAGCCGGCGACAGGCCGAGUCUGCGACUGCGACUCCGCGCAUGACGACCCGAGUGUCUUCAGGUGCCAUGAGCCGGAAGAGCGUGUCCGAAAUUAUCGGCGAGUCUCCUGCGCCGCAAUCUGCUGCGUCGCGCCUCCGAAGGCAAGACUCUACAUUCGAGCCCAUUUCGCCUAUGACCGGUCGGCCACCUGUGGACGUAUCGCCAGCGAUUGCGCCUCACACGCCUCCACGGCCGCCACGUCCAUCGCCGUACCAGACACCGCAGAGGUCUACCCUUCCAGCUCACGAACUUGCUGCGCUAAAAGGCGUUGCCGAGGACCCAGAUCGCGAUUAUCUUGAACCGCUCUUCCGCAUUCAGGCCCACGACUCGCCGAAUUCGCACACCAGGGCUCUACCCGAGCUCGUAAAGUCUGCGCACAAGUACCUCUCGACAGAGGACCACUUCACGACCCUGCACGAGCGGAUGGAUUACCGCAUUCUUCGCCGCAUCUACCAGCUGCAGAAUGCGAACAAAUGGUCACUGCGGCAGAUGGAGAGGGUCAAGGAGCCGGAGCAGGCGGUCACUCAUCUUGACCACAUGAUGGCGGAGAUGAAGUGGAUGCGGAAGGACUUCAAGUCAGAACACAAGAUGAAGACGAGUGUCUGUGCUUGGCUGGCUGCGCGAUGUGCUGACUGGGUGGCUGCUGAUGCAGCAGGGAGGAAGGCUUUGCAGAUCAAAGUCCGUUCACCUACCGUGAAAGCGCCAAAGCUCGCCGACGAGCAGCCACCAGACCUUGACAUGGCCGGAGAGUCUGCGCCUGAAGACGACAAUUUUCCGCCGACGCCUAAGGAUGGGGGUGUGCUUUGCACAAGCUUGAUCGUGGAAGCAGAGCUGAACGAAGUUGUCGGCAAGCUAGAAAAGGCCGGAACGCUUGGUAAAGCGUUACGCACCUUGCCUGUUGUUGGAUUACGUUUCCCGGACCAGCAGAAGCCCGCACGUCCACUGACUGCGCUAUCAAAGUUUACUGAAGGUAAAGUCCUGCCUCAAGCCACCGGGCCGACUCACAAACGAAGUCGCUACGACUAUGAAGACGACGCUGAACUGCUUGACCGCGAACCCGCCGCGAAACGGCUUCGUGAUGCAAGCGAGCUUCCUCCCGAAGAUGAAGAAAUCGCUCUGUUCCACCCGGACAACAAGGCCAUUCGCGACCGUUUGCACGCCAACACUGCGUUCAGGCCACCUUCCGAGUUCAAUAUGCCUGCCACGACCUUUUACGAGUUCCGUAACGGGUCGCAAUGGAUCUGGGAAGAUGAUCAAAAACUGCGCAAGCUCGCAAAGGAGUACUCGUUCAAUUGGUCACUCAUCGCCGACGAGAUGAAACUCCCUACGCAAUUCAAAAGCGCCGCGGAGCGUCGGACGCCGUGGGAGUGCUUUGAGCGGUGGGUUGAGCUGGAGACUUUGCCGGCCGAGAUGCGCAAGACGAUUUACUUUAAGACGUGGUUUCAGCGGCUGGAGCAGAGUCAGCAGGCUGCUGAACGGAGGUAUCAAGCCCAGGUGGCCGCGAUACAGGCGCAGGCGGCGCAGAAUGGGCAGGGCGGGCAAGUGCAUGUUCCGCAGCGGCGGAGGACGGUGCCGAGUCGGGUCCAGAAGCGGAAGAAUACGCGGUACAUCUGGUUGGUGGAUGCGAUGCGGAAGCUUGCUAAGAAGAGGGAGCAGACAGCGUUCAAGACCGCUGAAGCUCAACGCAACGCGGCAGGACGACCGAAAGCGCCCGACAACAACGUUCCGCCACGCCAAGGUCCUGCACCAACUCCUCAAGAACUGAGCAAGCGUCGCUUCGAGCAUGAUCUCAAACUUGCUGAGGUACAGCGAGCGCAGCGACAACAGAUGCUUCAACGACAUCACGAGCAGCUCUUACAGCGGGCACGCACCGUACAGCAGCAAGGACAGCCUAAUGGUGCGCCAACCCAGCAACGCUCAAGCACCGCGAACGCACCGCCACAGCACCCACAAAUGCAAGCCAACGGCCAGCAGCAACCGCAAGUGAAUAUGAACGGUCAAUUGCCACAACAGCCUCGACCAGCCUUGCCUAUGACUACUAAGAACGGCCAUCUCGCUGUCCCGCAUGUCAACGCGCAGGGGUUACCACAAGCGCCAAUGCAGCAGCAUGGAGCUCAGACGGCCCAGCAGCAGCAGAUGCUGAGGAUUGCUCAAGCGCAGGCGCAGCAGCGCAAUGGGCAGUAUCCACAGUAUCCCAUGGUGAACGGCAACAUGGCCAGUCCCGGCAGCAAUAUGACGACGCAGCAACACCUCCAGCACAAUCAAGCUUUGCUGGCUCAGAUGAGUGCCGCGCAGCAGCAGCAGGGUCACGGCUUAGGACAAGCCGCAGCCGUGCACGUCAAUGGUAGCGGCCACCAGAUGUCUUCCGCUUCGCCGAGUAUGCCACCGCCGCCAACACCGCAGAAUCAAGCACAACAGCAGCCUGGUCAGCUCUCCUCUGGUCUCACUCCCGCCCUCAUCAUGAUCAAGAAUGAUCUGCGAGCGAAGAACCCUCAGUUCACGGAGGAUCAGCUCAACACAGAGGCGACGAGGAGGUUGCAAAUGCAGUCAAAAGCGCAGAUUCAGUCCACGAACCAAGUCAGACAGAGCGCCAUGAACGCCGCGGCGGGCAUCAGCCACCAUGCAAAUACUAUGCACGCACAAGCUUAUGAUCAGAACCAGGCAGCCAAUAACGGUGACGGCAGCGCGUCGUCUCCUCACGCCAAUCCGCAGGCCGCGGCCGCUUACGCGAACCAAGUACGAGCGAGGCAAAUGCAGCAGAUGCAGAUGAUGGGGCGAAUGCAGCAGCAACAGCAACAGCAACAGCAACACUCGCAAUCCCCUAGCUUGGCACACGCGCAGCUUUCUGUUAAUGGAAGUCCCGCCCUGGCGCACGUAAGUCCUAGUAUGGCUCCGGCAAGUCCGGCGAUGACGUAUGGAGUUCGCCCGCCGAGUCGCAAUCAGACGCCUGGCGGUGGUGGUGGUCUGCAGCGGAUGAGCAGCUCCGGGAGUGUGCCGGGUCUCAAUGGCAUGCCAGGAGUGGGCGGGAUGCAGAGUCCAGGUGGGACGGCCAUGGUGCAGGGGAGUCCGAGAGGGAUGCAGGCCAGCAUGGCGAGAUAG
This is a messenger RNA of Baudoinia panamericana UAMH 10762, 4038 nucleotides long. RefSeq lists its product as uncharacterized. The coding region runs from base 1 to 4038 and encodes 1345 amino acids. The record is from RefSeq and is a predicted model, not a curated record. NCBI's taxonomy places the organism in Eukaryota, Fungi, Ascomycota, Dothideomycetes, Mycosphaerellales, Teratosphaeriaceae. The transcript has 3 exons.